This is a messenger RNA of Pseudoliparis swirei, 4862 nucleotides long. RefSeq names its product argonaute RISC catalytic component 3b (gene ago3b). The record is from RefSeq and is a predicted model, not a curated record. Gene Ontology annotation, molecular function: RNA binding; protein binding. The transcript is spliced from 20 exons. The coding region runs from base 397 to 3045 and encodes 882 amino acids. NCBI's taxonomy places the organism in Eukaryota, Metazoa, Chordata, Actinopteri, Perciformes, Liparidae.
GCAGAUUUUAGACCGGUUACGCCGAUACCGAGGAGAACGCCGGGGAAUAGUGGAUUUACGGUGACCGGAGCCCUCGUAUCUUUUCACCGGACUGUCACGGUGACCGACCGGGACGACGGAUCCAGCCACCGACCGGAUACAACGGGCAAGAACUUCAAGAGGACGGGAGCGGGGCCAUUUUGUGCAACUUUGGAGUUGUCGGCUGCGGUACGGCAGGGGUCGCGGGAGAAGACUUCACGGCCGAGGGGGACCCCCGAGCGGCCCGGUUCCACAUCAGCGACCGAAGCCCGGGGAGCCGGAGGGCGGCGUGUCGGCCAGCAGGGCCGCGGGAGGUCUGAACCUGCGCAGGGAGAAGUGAUCACUGGGGGCCGGGACAUCCGGACAGAGACCUCAUGAAUGGAAAUCGGAACAACAGGAGACGUUGGAGCACCGGCUGAACCCAAAGUCCUUUUCUCGUUGCCAAAGCGGCCUUGCUAUGGCACCCUUGGGAAGCCCAUCAAGCUUUUGGCCAACUGCUUCCAGGUGGAAAUCCCCAAGAUCGACGUCUAUCUGUACGAGGUGGACAUCAAGCCGGAUAAAUGUCCUCGCCGGGUCAACAGGGAGGUGGUGGACUCCAUGGUCCAGCAUUUCAAGGUGACUAUCUUCGGCGACUGUCUGCCAGUUUACGAUGGGAAGAGAAGCCUCUACACUGUUAGCCCACUUCCUGUCGCCACUGGCGGGGUCGAUCUGGACGUCACCCUGCCAGGUGACGGUGGGAAGGACCGCCCCUUCAAAGUCACCAUCAGGUUCGUGUCGUUGGUCAGCUGGCACAUGCUGCACGAAGUCUUGACGGGACGCGCCGUGGCCGAGCCGGUGGACCUGGAGAAACCCAUCAGCACCAACCCCGUCCACGCCGUGGACGUGGUCCUAAGACACCUGCCCUCCAUGAAGUACACGCCCGUCGGACGAUCCUUCUUCUCGGCCCCGGAGGGCUACGACCACCCGCUCGGUGGAGGGAGAGAGGUCUGGUUUGGAUUCCAUCAGUCGGUGCGGCCAGCUAUGUGGAAAAUGAUGCUCAACAUCGAUGUGUCAGCCACAGCUUUCUACAAAGCCCAGCCCGUCAUCCAGUUCAUGUGCGAGGUCCUGGACAUCCACAACAUUGACGAGCAGCCCAGGCCUCUCACCGACUCUCACAGGGUCAAGUUCACCAAAGAGAUCAAAGGUCUUAAAGUGGAAGUGACACACUGUGGAACCAUGCGCAGGAAGUACAGAGUCUGCAACGUGACACGACGCCCCGCCAGCCUCCAGACAUUUCCGCUGCAGCUGGAGAGCGGUCAGACGGUGGAGCGGACCGUGGCGCAGUACUUCAGAGAGAAGUACAGCCUGCAGCUGAAGUACCCCCACCUGCCGUGUCUGCAGGUGGGCCAGGAACAGAAACACACCUACCUGCCCCUGGAGGUGUGCAACAUUGUACCUGGACAGCGCUGCAUCAAGAAACUAACGGACAACCAGACAUCGACCAUGAUCAAAGCUACAGCCCGCUCUGCCCCUGACCGGCAGGAGGAGAUCAGCAGACUGGUGAGGAGCGCGAAUUACGAGGCCGACCCGUUCGUCCAGGAGUUUCAGUUCCGCGUGCGAGACGAGAUGGCUCAGGUGACGGGCCGCGUGCUGCCGGCCCCCAUGCUGCAAUAUGGCGGCAGAGUGAGCUCCGAGCCUUUUAUGUCCCAGCAGAUCAACCCUGCGCUGUCAUUGCAGAACCGCACGGUGGCCACGCCCAGCCACGGCGUGUGGGACAUGAGGGGGAAGCAGUUUCACACCGGAGUGGAGAUCAAGAUGUGGGCCAUCGCCUGCUUCGCCACCCAGAGGCAGUGCCGAGAGGAGAUCCUGAAGAGUUUCACUGACCAGCUGCGCAAAAUCUCAAAGGACGCCGGCAUGCCGAUCCAAGGCCAGCCGUGUUUCUGUAAAUACGCCCAGGGAGCCGACAGCGUGGAGCCCAUGUUCAGACACCUGAAGAACACCUACGCCGGGCUGCAGCUCAUCAUCGUCAUCCUGCCCGGGAAAACACCCGUCUAUGCUGAGGUGAAGCGCGUGGGCGACACCCUCCUCGGCAUGGCAACCCAGUGUGUGCAGGUGAAGAACGUGGUGAAGACGUCCCCUCAGACCCUCUCCAACCUCUGCCUCAAGAUCAACGUCAAGCUGGGGGGCAUCAACAACAUCCUGGUUCCUCACCAGCGACCAUCUGUGUUCCAGCAGCCGGUCAUCUUCCUCGGGGCGGACGUCACUCAUCCUCCAGCGGGAGACGGGAAGAAGCCGUCUAUUGCAGCGGUGGUGGGCAGCAUGGACGCCCACCCCAGCAGGUACUGCGCUACGGUGCGCGUCCAGAGGCCGAGGCAGGAGGUCAUCCAGGACUUGGCCUCCAUGGUGCGAGAGCUCCUGAUCCAGUUCUACAAAUCGACCCGCUACAAGCCGACCAGGAUCAUCUUCUACAGGGACGGCGUGUCGGAGGGGCAGUUCAGACAGGUGCUGUACUACGAGCUGCUGGCCAUCCGGGAGGCGUGCAUCAGUCUGGAGAAGGAGUACCAGCCGGGCAUCACUUACAUCGUCGUGCAGAAGCGCCACCACACGCGGCUCUUCUGUGCAGAUCGCAACGAGCGGGUUGGACGAAGUGGAAACAUUCCUGCCGGCACCACCGUGGACACCGACAUCACCCACCCCUACGAGUUUGACUUUUACCUCUGCAGUCACGCUGGAAUCCAGGGAACGAGCCGGCCGUCCCACUACCACGUCCUGUGGGACGACAACUGCUUCACCGGCGACGAGUUCCAGCUCCUCACCUACCAGCUGUGCCACACUUACGUCCGCUGCACGCGCUCCGUCUCCAUCCCGGCGCCGGCCUACUACGCCCACCUGGUGGCCUUCCGCGCCCGCUACCACCUGGUGGACAAGGAGCACGACAGUGCGGAGGGCAGCCAUGUCUCGGGGCAGAGUAACGGCAGGGACCCCCAGGCGCUGGCCAAGGCGGUUCAGAUCCACCACGACACGCUGACCACCAUGUAUUUUGCCUGAGCGCCCCCCCCCCCCCGUGCCGGUGCAGCUCCUGGUCCGGUGAGGCCUCGUCGGAGGGAGGAGUCACAGCCACGUUAUGCAAGUUGAACCCAGCCGGUUGCUCUGCAUCUCUUCGUCUCCUCGUUCCUCUCCAUGGAUCCUGUUCCACUUUUUAAAAGUCACAUCCCCCGCUUUCCCGUUUUGACAGCAGCGCUAAAGUCUUUUUUUUUUUUGCGUGUUAAAAGAAAAGAAGAAGGCGAAAACACAAACUGGUGAUUCUUCGGAGCGGAACCGGUGAGGCCCGGCGUCGCUCCGCAGCCUCGCGCUGAGCCCAGCGGCGCCCGUUUGACAUGUUUGUGACGGUUCAUCUUUUCUCGAUGCUGUCCGUGUUCCCGCUCUGCUGCCACGGCAACAGAACGUUCGUAAACAACAACAACAACUCAAGCAUGACCCAUUUUAUCAAGUCGCCUCCACUCCACGCGGCGGCUCGCCCGUCUCCUCUCAGCCGGCCGCUCCUCGACUCGUUCGGACCCCGAGACGCAGAGCACUGAAUGAAAGCUUCACUUUUUAUUAUUUAAUGACAUUGUUUGUUUUGUAGACAAAUCCACGUGCAGCCGUCGACGAAGCAUUGUACAUCGAAUGAGGCCUUACCGCGAGGCGCCGCACGAAGACGACUGUCGGACACAACGCCACCGCUCUCUCUCUCGCUCUCUCUCGUUCCGCUUGUGUGCAACCAAACCUCGUGCUUUUUUACUCUUCUCGCUAUUUAUGAAUCAUCUUUUCUUUCUCACUUUGAAUGGACAUCCGGCAACGGAGCAGAGCGGCCGGCGUGUCCUCGAGACCACGAGACGGGUUCCUGACACGGAGAGCCGACCGGUUUCAGGCCGCGGAGAAACGGAGCGAGCCGGUCCGGCGGGCGGCGUGUGCCCACGAGUACGAGUGAAGCCGCGGCGGCGUUCGGGGAGAUUUAAACAAAGUGCCUGAUGUGGUGAGGCACAAAAAGCUUUUGAUGGUGUCGCCUCUGGUCCAACGUCGAGCGCAGCGCUCUCAGUGCCCCCUCCCCCCACUAGGGGGCGCCCACUGCACCGCCAUAUAUUGCAAUCUGACGCUCUCAUCCUGCCGCACGGUUUCGUUCACGGUGCCCGUGUUCGUUGUGUUUUUUUGUUGACGUGUCGUUUAAUUUACACAUUUCCGACCUUACGAACGUCGUGAAGGGAGACGUCGACGUUGCGUCACACCGGGGCGCCUGCGCUCCCUUCCUGUCGUUGUGUCUCCAUGGAAACACGACUCGCUGCCAGUCGAAGACCUUCAUGUUCACCGCCUCCUGCUGCGUUUAAGUCUGGGCUUCAGUUAUUUCACGAGGAGAAGCUGCGACUCGUGGACCGGUUCUGUCUCGCAGGAUCAGAUGUUCUGGUUCCUCUCGGCCCGCGGAGACACAGCCGGUGUUUUGUCUAAAACUCCAAAGGUACACAGCUUACUGUCACGGACGACAAAGAAAAGGCUCAAAAGUCAUCUCACAAUUUUGAGCUUUUUUUGCUUGGGGAAAAUAUAAUUAAUUAUGACUUGUUAAUUUCUUUUCUGCGGAUGUGUCAGCGACUCACCACAGAAAAGUGGAGGAAACGCUGGUUGCUCAUCCAUCGCUCAUAAUUUCACUUCAAUGGAAAACCAUCCAACAUUAUGAAGUUUAUCUGUAAUUUUCCCGCCUUUUUUCUUUAAUUGUCCGUCAUUGCCAGAGCCGCGCGGUGGUUCAACGCCCAGCGGUCAGUUUACAGACGAAGCCUCGAGGCUUCACCACUUGGACCAAACCAACGUGCCUGGUCAGGGGUGGGGGGGUGGGA